This is a messenger RNA of Orcinus orca (killer whale), 462 nucleotides long. Its product is annotated as cytochrome b-c1 complex subunit 10. The transcript has 3 exons. The record is from RefSeq and is a predicted model, not a curated record. NCBI's taxonomy places the organism in Eukaryota, Metazoa, Chordata, Mammalia, Artiodactyla, Delphinidae. Gene Ontology annotation, biological process: mitochondrial electron transport, ubiquinol to cytochrome c. The coding region runs from base 109 to 279 and encodes 56 amino acids. Gene Ontology annotation, cellular component: mitochondrial inner membrane.
AGGGCGGGGCGGGGCCUCCCUGCGGGCCUGCGCGCUGCUGGGGCCGCGCCUGCGCAGUGCGCCCGAGCCGGAGGGACCAGGGUCACCCUGAGCUGAGACGGCGCCGCUAUGUUGGAACGGUUCGUGGGCCCGCGCUACCGCCAGCUGGCCAGAAACUGGUUACCCACAGUGGGCAUGUGGGGCACCGUGGGAGCCCUGGGGCUGGUGUGGGCCACUGACUGGCGGCUGAUUCUGGACUGGGUGCCCUACAUCAACGGCAAGUUCAAGAAGGACGAUUAAUUAAACCCAUCCCCCUCGGACCCCUCCGGUGUCUGGUGGUGCUGCCCCCUUCCAUCUGCAUCUGGAACGGCCCAGGCUCUUGGGAUUGACCUCGAGGAAAUACACGGCGCGAGUUAGGUUUCCUACGUUGGUGGAAAUAACUUUGGUGUGUGAACACACAUGGCAUUAAACCUCACCCUGAAA